CGCCAAAAUUCGAUGCGCAAAAUGUUGAAAAGUUCUGGAUAGAGAAAGCCUUCAACAAACAACCAAAACUCGAUCCAGCGUCAUCACGGCCUUCAUCACUUUGCCGAACCGUUGACGAUAGCGUUCGAGUCGUGAAGGCACGCACCGUCUCAGCAGCCAAUCCACAUCUACAACCCUCGAUCCUACCAAGACCAGACCGUUAAGAUGUCUUACAACAAGCCCGAGAAGGACUUUGGCGAGGCGCCUAAGGUGCACAAGAUCCGCAUCACCUUGACCUCGCGCAAGGUGCAGUCGCUGGAGAAGGUCUGCCAGGAACUCAUUGAGCGCGCCAAGAACAAGGACCUCCGUGCCAAGGGUCCCGUCCGUCUGCCCACCAAGACACUCAAGAUCACUACCCGCAAGACCCCCUGCGGUGAGGGUUCCAAGACGUGGGAUGCGUACGAGAUGCGGAUCCACAAGCGCCUGAUUGACCUGACUGCGCCGACCGAGAUUGUCAAGCAGAUCAUCAUCAACAUUGAGGCUGGUGUCGAGGUUGAGGUCACGAUUGCUGCUUAACGAGGACGGCGAGAAUUGGGAAGGUUCACACCCCCUUCCGAGGAAUGACAAGAGCCGAGAAGUCACAGUGACCGCUGGUCGCUAGUAGAUAGUGGUGACAAUAUAACGGCCUCGGAUCAACAGUUUUUGUGCAACUGCUCGUGUGUGACAGCCGCACUGCCUCGGUUGGAAUAUAGGUUGAUAAAUAUCAGCAGACUGACCCAUUGAUGCUAUGCAUUGAUCCGAGUAGCUGUAGAAAA
Molecule: messenger RNA, 794 nt
Organism: Canariomyces notabilis
Lineage: Eukaryota; Fungi; Ascomycota; Sordariomycetes; Sordariales; Chaetomiaceae
Product: ribosomal protein S1
Exons: 4
Coding region: 205-555 (116 amino acids)
Biological process (GO): translation
Cellular component (GO): ribosome; cytosolic small ribosomal subunit
Molecular function (GO): RNA binding; structural constituent of ribosome
Source: RefSeq, a predicted model, not a curated record